UAUUCUGUCCCCUGGACGGCCAGACCCUCCUGGCAAUCCCCACGGCUCCCCCUCCUCCGUACCCCGAACUUCAUCCCAAACCCAAACCUCCUCAGUCCUCACCUCCUCGCUUCGCACCGCGGCACCGCCCACCAAAAUGAUGAAGUCCCUCUUCCUCUUCUCCGCCCACCCCAAGCCGCCCCUGCCCCUCCUCCCCUCCCCCAACCUCCGCAAGCUCCUCCGCCUCCGCGCCUCCUCCUACUCCAGCGCCUCCACCUCGUCCCGUCCUCGCCCGGCUCGCAGCUCCCCAGGGCCCGCCCGCCCCCGCCAGCCCUCCUCCCUCUACGCCCGCCCGAGUCUCCUCGACAUGGAGCGCGACCGCGCCGCCCGCCGCGCCGACGUCGACGCCUUCCUCGUCUCCCUCGGCGUCGACCCGGGGGAGCUCGCUGGCCUCGAGCUCCCCGCCACCGUCGACGUCAUGCGGGAGCGCGUCGAGUUCCUCCGCUCCCUCGGACUCGAGCCCGAGGACCUCGCCGCCUACCCGCUCGCGCUCGGCUGCAGCGUCCGCAAGAACAUGGUCCCCGUCCUUGACUACCUCGGCAAGAUCGGCGUCCGCCGCAACGAGCUCCCGCAGCUGCUCCGCCGCUACCCGCAGGUGCUCCACGCCAGCAUCGUCGUCGACCUCGCUCCCGUCGUCAAGUACCUCCAGGGGAUGGACGUCAGGCCCGGCGACGUGCCGCGCGUGCUCGAGCGCUACCCGGAGCUCCUCGGGUUCAAGCUAGAGGGCACCAUGAGCACGUCUGUUGCCUACCUCGUCGGCAUUGGCGUGACCAGGCGGCAGGUCGGCGCCGUCAUCACCCGUUUCCCUGAGGUGCUCGGCAUGCGGGUGGGGAAGAUCAUAAAACCUUUCGUCGAACACCUUCAGGGCAUUGGGCUGCAGAGGCUGGCUGUUGCAAGAAUUAUUGAGAAGAAGCCGUAUGUCCUUGGGUUUGGGUUGGAGGAAAGGGUGAAGCCUAAUAUUGAGGCGCUUCUAGAAUUUGGGGUUAGGAAAGAGGCGCUGGCAUCCAUUGUGAUACAGUACCCUGAUAUUCUUGGAAUUGAGCUCAGAGAGAAACUUGUUGCGCAGCAGAGCUUGUUCGAAUCAAACAUUUUGGUCAACCAUGAUGAUUUUGGAAGGGUGAUCGAGAGGAUGCCACAAGCCAUAAACCUCGGGCGAGCUGCAGUUCUAAAGCAUGUUAACUUCCUCACAGCUUGUGGUUUCUUGCUCUCUCAGGUGAGCAAGAUGGUCGUGGCGUGUCCUCAGUUGCUCGCAUUGAACAUGGAUAUAAUGAAGAUGAACUUCGAGUACUUUCAGAAUGAAAUGGAGAGGGAUUUGGAGGAGCUGGUUGAGUUCCCUGCAUUCUUUACUUAUGGCCUCGAAUCGACUGUAAGAUAUCGGCAUGAGAUUGUGGCUAAGAAGGGAUUCACAUGCUCUCUUGCAUGGCUGCUUAACUGUUCUGAUGCGAAAUUUGAUGAGCGCAUGAAGUAUGAUACAAUUGGGGUUGAGGAAAUGGAAGCUGAGAAUUCCUUUGACACAAAUAGGUUUGUGGAGAAAGUACAAGAUGAGGAUGACGAAGAUGUGGACGAGGAUAGCGAUUAUGAUGACAGCGAUGGUGAUGAGUUCAUUGAAUAAUUUGCUUCUAGCGUCAACUAUCUACUGUUAGCUCACAAACUUGCAUUUGUUUCUUAAGCUGGAUGCUCUGUUGUAUAUGAUGCAGUAGUCAGUAGAUUGUCAUUUUUGAAGGAUGUGAUUGAUAAAACCUGUAAACCAAAUGCUGGAUAUAAUCAAAUGGUAGCUUAGAGGUCCAAUAUAUUCAGAUGUUCCUAAAUCUUGUUUGUUUGGCAGUGUGAUGAUGUAGCAUUCGUCUUUGUUACGGACAAAUUUGACAUUUCUAAUGGAAUAUUACUAACUGGGUAUUUUCUCA
Molecule: messenger RNA, 1943 nt
Organism: Brachypodium distachyon (stiff brome)
Lineage: Eukaryota; Viridiplantae; Streptophyta; Magnoliopsida; Poales; Poaceae
Product: transcription termination factor MTERF4, chloroplastic
Exons: 1
Coding region: 137-1651 (504 amino acids)
Biological process (GO): regulation of DNA-templated transcription
Molecular function (GO): double-stranded DNA binding
Source: RefSeq, a predicted model, not a curated record